This is a messenger RNA of Symbiodinium sp. CCMP2592, 747 nucleotides long. Lineage: Eukaryota; Dinophyceae; Suessiales; Symbiodiniaceae. The record is from the annotation of a GenBank genome assembly.
AUGUUCUGGGUGCGUGCAUUGAGUGGUGAUGGAGUCUGGAUUUCCUGCGAACCUGGAGAUACGCUUCGUGACCUGAGUGGGAAGAUCCGGACGGCUCUUGGCCUCCCAUCUCUUGCGUACAUUCACGGACCGCGUCUGAAGUUCGUCCACGGACAUCGUGAGCUGCAGGUCGACACACCCGUAGGCGAUCUGGACCUGGAGGACGCCGCACUUACCGUGCUUAGCGACUCUUCCCCGGAAGUCUUUGACAUGACCUUCGAUUGCGAUGGCGAUGGCUUCUGGGACCAGUCCGGCAUGGAGUGCAAGGCGCUAAUCAAGCUCUUCGGCGAUAGCACCUUUGAGCUGGAGAUGCUUCUGCGGGAUCCAGAGUGGGCGCAAGACCCCCACUGGGACGUCUUCACGGCCGCGUCGGGCACCUGGCGUCGGCUUGGGCGCGUGGAUGGAGUUGUCUUCUGGCCCGCUGGAGCACCGUCAUCGAUCGACUUCCACAACGAUGUUGAGGAUGUGUGCUCGGGUCUUGAGAGGUUGUGCCGCUAUCCUGUGCAGAUGGAACCCCUGGCACUCCCGGCGCGAUGGUUUGGAGCCAAGUCAGAGGAGUACGGCUACGAAACUUACAUCCCGCGAGGCUGCAGGCGUAGGGCCCGGGUCCUGGUUUCCCCGGUGGACCCAAGCCUUCAUGAAGAAAGCCUUCGGCAAAGUCUGAAGGAUGGGAAGUUCAAAGUGCCUCACAUCAGCUCCUUUUUUUAA